AUAUCUCUCCUCUGCAGAGAAGAAAUAGGAGCGGCGGUGGAGAGGGCAAUAACACACACACAAAAGAAUAAAACAAAGGCAUGUGACGCCAAUCAAACACCAUACAUGUAAGAUACAACACAGAGACGAAAAUUCAAUUGUCUAAACGAAAAGACGAGAGUACCCUUACCGGCACACCGACGCGACCUUGUGAAAACGCUUCGUUGCCCACAUGUCGUUGCACAAUUAUUUAGCGCGGUCCUCGGCCUCUUGUCAUGGUAAAUCCAUUACAGCGACAGGGUUGUAAUCGUCUCGACAACAAAAUUGUCUUUUUAUCUCUCUCUCCCCGUCCGCCUCCUCUGAAUUGCUUAUUUGGCUGCACUCUCAAUUCCUAAAUUUUCUCGGAGAUCUUAUUUUUUAGCUGUCAAAAUUUUUCCUUAUUUCUUUUUUGUCGACUCUAGAGUAUAUGUUGUUUGGUUUUGUUUAGUCACCACCAAAAACAAAAAAAAUAUCUCUCAAGGGCUUUUAAUCCUCCCUUUAGUUUCCUUUUUCUCUCUUCCGAGAAUUGGGAGGAUUUUAAAAGCUCUUGUAAAAAUCCAAGAAUCAAACAAAGGAAGUGAAUCAUUCAUUGCCAUCAUCUUCGACGAGUUCAGUGAUAUAACCCAUCAUCGAAGUAUUUAGAAUGCCGGAGAAAGGAGUGAUUUUGCCUCCGGUGCCGAGCCAGUUGGUGCUUCUACGGCCGAGCCAUUUGCUUCAAUGGCGGCUUGGUGCUCUAACAGCACUCGUCUUCUUCCUCAUGGUAGUGUUUUGGAGCAUUGAUGGUUGUUCCAUUCAAAGCUUCGUUGAGCCAUGGAGAUUCAAUGCUUACUCUGUUCGUAUUAGUCCUUCUCCGUCGCCCUCUCUUCGGAUCAGUACUUCUCCGUCGCCUUUUAUGUCACCUAAACCCAAUCUAGAAUCAGAGAAACUUCAGCGCCACAAUCUCACUAUACACGCGACGAAGGUGGUUCCACGGAAUCUGGAUCCCAAGGAGACGAAUCUUACUUCGAACACGACCCUGGUUCGAUUCGGGUGGAUUGCCGCCGAACUGGGAAAUAAUUUCACGGCGAAGUUGAUGAGAAAUUGGUUGGCUCCGGGAGGAGCGCCGUGCAGAGAAGCGAAAACCGUCGAGAUAUCAGUUCCCGGCGUCGACGGGGUUGAUUCGUUAGAGUUAACCGCCGGUGAGAUCCAUGAAUUCAAAUUCCAAGCCUUGGAUGAAUCUGGUAAACACGUUUGCAUCGGUGGGGACUAUUUCGAGACUGAUUUAUCCGGCGAGAGUUGGAAAUCGAGGCCUCCGGUAAAAGAUUUCGGCAAUGGAACUUACUCUUUCUCGUUACAGGUUCAUCCUGAGUUCGCCGGAGAAUACAAUCUCACCGUCAUUUUGCUCUUCCGUCACUUUCAAGGCCUUAAGUUCAGCACUUCACGUUUAGGCUUCGAUCGGAAGCUUCGUAACGUCCGGUUACGAUUCGUGAAGAAGCAUGACGUUACUCUGCCGGCGCUCAGGGCAUGUAAAAGAUCUGAUUUUAACAGAGAUGCUUGGUCAGGACGAUGGACUAGACUAGGGAAGAACGAUGAGUGUCAGAUCAGCAAUGACGGGCGUUACCGCUGCCUCGCCGCAGAUUUCCCUUGCCGGAAACCGUGGUGCGACGGAGCGGUUGGAGCAAUAGAGAGCAAUGGUUGGGUUUACUCUAGCCAUUGCUCUUUUGAGCUAUUCUCUGGUGAUAAGGCUUGGGAUUGCUUGCAAAACAAGUGGAUCUUCUUCUGGGGGGAUUCCAAUCACGUCGAUUCGAUCAGAAACUUGCUGAAUUUUGUAUUGGGUCACCCGGAGAUCCCCGCUGUCCCGAGGAGAUUCGAUUUGAAGUUCUCGAAUCCGAAGAACUCGUCGCAGACGGUUAGGAUCACGAGUAUCUUCAACGGUCAUUGGAAUGAGACAAAGAACUACCAGGGCCUUGAUUCCCUUAUAGACUGGGACUUUAGAGAAUUGCUCAAGAAGUACUUCACGGAAGACCGUGUUCCCGACGUGAUGAUCGUGAACUCGGGCCUACACGAUGGGAUUCAUUGGAAGAGUCUUAGAGCCUUUGCAAAAGGAGCUGAAACCGCAGCUACAUUUUGGAGAGAAGUUUUUGACAAGGUCAAAAGCAGGGGAUUGCAACCGCCUGAGGUGAUUUUCAGGAACACAAUCGCCACAGGAGGCUACGCGAGAACGUUAGCGUUUAACCCAAGCAAAAUGGAGGCGUUUAACGGAGUGUUCCUCGAGAAAAUGAGAGACUUAGGAUUGGUCACAAGCGUGGUGGAUAACUUCGAUAUGACGUAUCCGUGGCAUUACGAUAACCGGUGCAACGACGGAGUACACUACGGAAGAGCUCCAGCGAAAAUGAAGUGGAGGGACGGUGAGAUAGGACAUCAGUACUUUGUCGAUUUGAUGCUCGUUCACGUAUUGCUGAAUGUAUUGUGUGUGAGAUAGAGAUGGUCAAGUUUGGUUUAGGGAGACUCAGGGAUUCUUUAUUUAUGUGUAGACUUUUUUCUUUUUUCUUCCUUUUGGAGUAUAGAUUAUUAUUAUUUGGGAAAACUCAACUCAAGCUUGAGUUUGAUUGUAUAAUAGUGAGAGAUUUGAGCAACAAGUGUAUGUGUACUAUACAUAUCUGGUUGACAUUUUCUGAUAAUAAUGAUACUAAAAUAGGAACAAGUUUAUAAUU
This is a messenger RNA of Capsella rubella, 2711 nucleotides long. RefSeq lists its product as uncharacterized. Lineage: Eukaryota; Viridiplantae; Streptophyta; Magnoliopsida; Brassicales; Brassicaceae. The record is from RefSeq and is a predicted model, not a curated record. The transcript is spliced from 2 exons. The coding region runs from base 662 to 2479 and encodes 605 amino acids.